This is a messenger RNA of Heteronotia binoei (common prickly gecko), 2081 nucleotides long. It is a transcript of the gene EIF4B, whose product is annotated as eukaryotic translation initiation factor 4B. Lineage: Eukaryota; Metazoa; Chordata; Lepidosauria; Squamata; Gekkonidae. The transcript is spliced from 15 exons. The record is from RefSeq and is a predicted model, not a curated record. The coding region runs from base 94 to 1977 and encodes 627 amino acids. Gene Ontology annotation, molecular function: RNA binding.
GGCCUCCUCCCCUCUCCGAGGAGGCGCUACUCUUUCGCUAUAAUCACGUGACGGCCACAUCCGGGCCUUUUGCCUUCUCUCCCUCUUCCCAACAUGGCAGCCUCAGCUAAGAAGAAGAACAAGAAGGGGAAGACCCUGACUCUGACGGACUUUCUGGCAGAGGAUGGUGGUGGUGGUACCACCUAUAUUCCAAAACCAGUCAGUUGGGCAGAUGAGACAGACGACCUGGAAGGAGAUGUUUCCACCACCUGGCAUAGCAACGAUGACGACGUGUACCGAGCCCCUCCGAUUGACCGUUCCAUCCUGCCCACUGCACCUCGGUCAGCUCGGGAGCCCAAUAUCGACAGAAGCCGUCUCCCAAAGUCACCCCCCUACACCGCCUUUCUGGGAAACUUGCCCUAUGAUGUAACAGAAGAGUCUAUCAAGGAGUUUUUCAGAGGACUUAAUAUAAGUGCUGUGCGUUUGCCACGAGAGCCUAGUAACCCAGAGAGAUUGAAAGGAUUUGGAUAUGCUGAGUUCGAAGACCUGGACUCCUUGCUCCGCGCUUUGAGCCUCAAUGAAGAGUCUCUAGGGAACAGGAGAAUACGAGUGGAUGUUGCUGAUCAAGCUCAGGAUAAAGACAGGGACGAUCGCUCUUUUGGUAGAGAUCGUGAUCGCAACCGGGAUUCGGAGAGAUUCGAGACUGACUGGAGGGCUCGCCCUGCCACAGAAAGCUUUGAUGACUACCCUCCGCGCCGGGGCGAGGAUAGCUUUGGAGAUAGAUAUCGGGACCGUGAUCGUUAUGAUUCGGAUCGAUAUCGUGAUGGUCCUCGAAGAGAGAUGGACCGCUUUGGGGGCAGAGAUCGUUACGAUGACCGUAGAGACUAUGAUAGAGGAGGUUUCGACUCAAGGUCAGGCAGCGGCAGGAGAGCCUUUGGCAGCGGAUACCGUCGAGAUGAUGAUUUCAGGGGUGGCGGUGACCGCUACGAGGACCGUUACGAAAGGAGAGAUGACCGGAUGGAUAGGUGGAGCUCACGGGAUGAUUAUUACAGGGAGGACAGUCGGCGAGAUGAUAGAGGUUCCACUCAGAGGCCUAAAUUGAACCUGAAGCCCAGGAGCACCCCCAAGGAUGAAGAUACAUCCGUAGCUCCUGCUACCCAGUCUAGCCGUGCCGCCUCCAUCUUUGGGGGGGCCAAGCCUGUGGACACAGCAGCGAGAGAGCGCGAAGUGGAAGAAAGGCUACAGAAGGAGCAGGAGAAACUGCAGCGUCAGCUGGAGGACGAUAAGCCCAGGCUAGAGCGACGGCCUCGAGAGCGGCACCCUAGCUGGCGUAGUGAAGAGAACCAAGAGCGAUCGCGGACAGGGAGCGAGUCGUCGCAGACUGGCAGCACAACCCCAUCUGUGGGAACAGGCCCAACAGGAAGAACCUCACGAAGGAGGGAGAGCGAGAAAUCCUUGGAGAAUGAAGGUGUCAGCAAAGAGGAGGAAGGCCUGUCUCCCACCUCCAAGACUUCCCGGGAAGAGAAGCUUCCCCUGAAGGUGAUGCCAGCUCCCCCGCCAAAAGAGAAUGCUUGGGUGAAACGCAGCAGCAACUCACAUCCGGCACGCUCCCAAAGCUCAGAUUCGGACCAGCAUUCCCCUACAAGUGGAAGCCAGACUGUGCCAUCCCUACAGUCAGAAGAUGGAGUACCCCCCAAGAACACCCCCAGGAAAGGAGAUGAAAACAGGCCCGACGGGGGGAAAGAGAGUGGUCUGAAAAGCCGAAGUGGAAGCACUGGCCGAGGUCCUGGAGAUGGAGGCAGCCGAGACCAUUGGCAAGAUUCGGAUAGCACUGACUUUUCCAGGAAUGAAGGCAAGAAAGAUCAUGACUCCAGAUCUCCAUCUGAGCCAAAGAAGUUUGAAGAGAACCCUGCCCCUAAAUUUAGCUAUGCUAGCAAGUAUGCUGCUUUGUCAGUGGAUGGUGACGACGAAGCGGAGGGGGACGAAUACGCCGACUAAAUUCUCCAGCCCCUCUAUGCUGUCUCCUAACCGGUUGCCACCCAGGAACAUUCGGAGAGCAAAACCAAACCUUUAUGCAGACAAGACAGAAAAAAAAAAUAAAA